This is a messenger RNA of Cyclospora cayetanensis, 405 nucleotides long. RefSeq lists its product as uncharacterized. The transcript has 3 exons. NCBI's taxonomy places the organism in Eukaryota, Apicomplexa, Conoidasida, Eucoccidiorida, Eimeriidae. The record is from RefSeq and is a predicted model, not a curated record. The coding region runs from base 1 to 405 and encodes 134 amino acids.
AUGCUGAACCUCCUACCGAAAAGAUCGGUUGCCGUAUCGCUGCUGCAGGGCAAGAGGGCCCUCCAGCGCGUUCAGGUCGGCAGCGGCAAGCACCAGUUGGAGCUGCCUCAGGCUUCGGUUGACGCGCUGUACAGCAAGAUCAACACGACGGAUGCCUACCACAACAAAGAUUUCCAGCCUCUCCCGUGGAAGGAUUUCUUCAGCAUGAAGCUGAGCUCCUUCUACCUGCUAGAGGCCGCGCAGAGUCCAGACGAGACGAAAUCCGCGCUGAGAGAUCUGCAUUGGUUCGGAGACCUCGCCAAUAUUUACCAAACCAACGCUGCCCUCACUGCAGCAGACGCAACUGCCACGGCUGCAGCUGCUGUGGCUGCCACCCCCCCCACGCCUUUUCCGAUGCGCAAGUGA